AUGGCUGACAAAAUAGUUGUUGCUUUUGAUCUAUAUGGGACCUUGCUUUCUACUGAGUCGAUCUCCAAGCAACUAGAGGAACAUUAUGACCAUGCUAAGGCUCAGUCGAUCUCCGCACUCUGGAGGCGGUAUCAGCUGGAGUACACAUGGCGGUUGAAUAGCAUGGGCCGCUAUGAAGACUUCUCAACCAUCACACGUAACUCCCUAGUGCACGCCCUAGCCGACAACGGCGAGCAGCUAAGCGAUGCCGAUAUCAAACACUUGAUGCAAGCUUAUGACGGUCUCUCUACAUUCCCCGAUGUGAAACCAGGGUUGGCUCACAUAGCCGCAGACCCAAGCAUCCAAGCGAUGGUAUUCUCCAACGGGACCAGAACUAUGAUAUCCAACUCGGUGUUGCGGUCCAAGGAUCUUUCGCUGCAGGCGGGUGUCUUCCAAGACAUAGUCACUGUGGACGAGAUCCGGCAAUACAAGCCGUCAAAGGCGAGCUACGAGCACCUCGCAAGGCAGACACGCAAGGACCCAUCACAGAUGGGCAAGCUUUGGCUAGUCAGCAGCAACCCGUUCGACAUCGUCGGGGCGCGCCAUGCAGGCAUGCAGGCUAUUUGGGUUGAUCGUGCUGGGGCAGGCUGGAAGGAUGCUGCAGCUCCGGGUCUACAGCCAACUGCCAUUGUACAGAGUCUGGAGUACAUUGUGGACAAGAUCCAAGCUCAUCAGUCUUAA
Messenger RNA from Penicillium bovifimosum, 720 nucleotides. RefSeq names its product haloacid dehalogenase, type II. Lineage: Eukaryota; Fungi; Ascomycota; Eurotiomycetes; Eurotiales; Aspergillaceae. The transcript is spliced from 2 exons. The record is from RefSeq and is a predicted model, not a curated record. Bases 1 to 720 code for a protein of 239 amino acids. Gene Ontology annotation, molecular function: hydrolase activity, acting on halide bonds, in C-halide compounds.